Molecule: messenger RNA, 1731 nt
Organism: Psylliodes chrysocephalus
Lineage: Eukaryota; Metazoa; Arthropoda; Insecta; Coleoptera; Chrysomelidae
Source: the annotation of a GenBank genome assembly
AUGAAUACCGAACGAAUUUACGACAGUGAUGACGAUCAAGAUGAUUUUCAAGACGCCGAAGAUCUACCUUUAUCCAACAACAUGUCCUUACAUCAAGCUUUAGACGAAAGCCACAAAGCUCUGGAGUAUUUUUUCAACAAUCAAUUCAGAGAAGCCAAAAGUUUGAUGGCUCCAUACUCUAAAGUAAGCAUGUACCAUUCUCUAGGCCACUCUGUUUUCUUAUACAUGGAAGCGAUGCUUACUUUUGAGCAAACCGCUAUAAAAGAAGCUUCAAUCGCAUUGAAAUCAUCGAUGAACGUCUGCAACAAAUUCCGAAAAAAAUCCACUCUGACUGAAUCUAUAGGAAAAGUCGUAAGAAGAUCUCAUUACGAACUGUUUACCCAAUUGGAAGCCCACGCGGAAUUAUGCCACGCCGAAGCUAUGCUUCUAAAAUCAAUGCUUACUUUUAUAGAAGACGAAACGUUAAGCAGCUUCAUUAAAGCUGGUUUAAAAAUAAGAUCCUGCUUCAACUCCUACAAAGAUUGCCAUCAAAUUUUAUUAAACAGAAACUGGGAAAAAGAUCCUACGAAGAAACAUUACGAAGGUGGUGUUAGAGUUGGAAUUGGAGUGUUCAAUCUGAUGAUAUCAAUGCUACCAGCAAGAGUAAUCAAGCUUCUGGAGUUCAUAGGCUUUUCCGGCAACAAGCAAAAAGGUUUAACCGAACUUACUAUUGGCUGUGAAACCGAAGGCCUUCGUCAAAUCCUGUGCAUCAUGGCUGUGUUAGGUUACAAUUUAAUAGUCCUUCACGUUUUGAGCCAUCGGGAAGGUGAUAUAAAGCUGUGCAAAGACAUUAUCGAUAAAAGACUGUUAAAACAUCCUAAAAGUGUGUGGUUCCUAUUUUUCAAAGGACGAUUAGAAUUCCUUCAAGGAAAUUUGAAUGAAAGCAAGGAUUGGUACGUAAAAUCUUGGAAAUCUCAAAAUAUUUGGCCGCAAUUCCAUCACAUUUGCUUCUGGGAGUUAGUUUGGGUGCACUGUUUGAAUCUAGAAUGGAAGGAGGCGUUGUAUUAUAGUGCAGAACUCGUUGAACAUAGCAAAUGGUCGCGUACUAUGUACAGCUAUCAAAAAGCAGCUAUUUUAUGUAUGAUGAAAGAUAGUUUAACAUCAAAAGAACAAGGGGAAAUCGAUAGGCUAAUGGAAGAUGUGCCAAAAUACAAACAACGCAUCGCUGGAAAAUCGUUGCCAAUGGAGAAAUUCGCUCUGAAGAAAGCUGAAAGGUACUUCUCCCAGAAUAGGAAUCUAAUUUUACCAGUUGUGGAACUAAUGUUUUUGUGGAAUCUAUUUAAAAUGUUCAAAAAUCUAUCAAUAGGAGGUAAGGUUUUAACACUAAUCGAAAAAACAAUUUUAAACCUGGAUUCUAGCGGUAAACAGUCUAAAUAUUACAACGAUAACAAAGCAUUGCUUCUAUUGCUUCAAGGAUCUUGUCUCAGACAAAUGGGUAGUCCUUUACAAGCCCUAGAUAAUCUAGAAACGGUAAUUUCCAUGAAUAAAUCGAUCAUCGAAGAUACUUACAUCGUACCGUACGCUAUCGUAGAACUAGCUCUUAUAGAGUGGUACAACGGUAAUAGACAAAAAGCUAUUUUAGCUUUAGAAGAUGCUAAAAAAAAUUAUACUGGUUAUUCGCUGGAAUCUAGGUUGCAUUUUAGGAUACACACGGCUUUGACGGAAUUCAAAUCCGAGAUUAAACAUAUGUAA